Messenger RNA from Photinus pyralis (common eastern firefly), 2411 nucleotides. RefSeq lists its product as uncharacterized. Lineage: Eukaryota; Metazoa; Arthropoda; Insecta; Coleoptera; Lampyridae. Bases 165 to 2357 code for a protein of 730 amino acids. The record is from RefSeq and is a predicted model, not a curated record. The transcript is spliced from 8 exons.
UCGGAUUUUUUCACGCUAAAGUUACACACAUUCGAAAAACCCGUCCCGCAAAUAAUAGGUGAAGUGGUCUGAAAGGUGUGCAUGUGCGAUUGCUUCUAUUUCGGGCAACCACCAGUGAGGAUUAUAAUUGGGAAGACACUUCGAAGUCGCUCGAUGAGCCAACAAUGGCAAAUACGCCGCAAUCAAAUCAUCGCAUUUCGGGUUAUUUGGAGAAGAAAGCCAAAUUGAGACUGGGUUCGCCGUGGAAAAAGUAUUGGUUUGUGCUGGAAGGGCGGCUGCUACUUUACUACCGGUCGAAGGACGAAUACGAAUCCCUCAGUCCUUGCAAGGGUUCGAUUAAUCUUUGCCCGCCCUGCAACGUAAAACCGGCCAUGUCAGUUAGUGGCGUUUUUCAAAUCGAGUGCCGUGCCAGCACAAUCAUUUUGCGAGCGGAAGAUCGAUCUCAACAGGAACAAUGGAUGCAAUCACUACUCAGUGCAAUCGCCCAACCACAAUCGAAUUCAAAUCGUAUGAGUCACUUCAGGUACUCGCUGGACGAUCUUCCCAUUCCAAACCAAAAACCGGGAAGAUUAUGCCGUCAAAAUACAAUGCCUCAUCGCAACUCCCCAUCCUCGAAAGACAUAAUCGAGCGUCUCCAGAAAAUUGGCGCACAAACCUAUCGUGUUACCACUGGUGCUAUAGCGAAAAUUACUCAGAAAGAUCAAAAUGGCGAAAUACAGAAGUCGCAAAGCGCAGAGCAAUUACCGCAAUACAGCGUGAUACUCGAGGAAAAUUCUUCUGAGAAGAACAACGAUAUUGGUGUGAGUGUAGACAAUGAGCAUUACGUUGCAAGUGCAGAAGUCGAUGAAGAAAACCAUAACACGGAGGCCCACAUUCGCACAGAGAAUCAGCGCAAUGUAGAUCAUAUGUACGACAGAUGCUCAAGGCAGUCCUUGGAGGAUGGUUACUCGACGGUUGAUAAAUUCAAAGACACAGAGCACGAAGUUAGCAACGAUCAAUAUGUGAUUACGGACAAUGAGUUUUUAUACUGCGCUAUCGACAACCCAAAGGAGGCAUUGUAUGAGGAUCCUGAAAAUUUGAAGGUUGAACCUUCACUACCUCCACGUCCGCACCUUCGCAAACACUCUGAAGACGCAUUUAGUCAAGCUUCCUCAAAUGAAGACACAAACAAAAGAAAAAAAAGUAAGUUUCUCUUCCGUCACUUACGAAAGUAUGAUAAAAAGUUAGAUGAGGAAUUGAAAAAGAAACCGAAAAGUAGGACGGCGAGUUUCUUGAAGCGGGUUUGGAAAAGGAAGGCGAAGUCAAUUGAUGCUCAAGAAGACGUAGCGUAUGAGGCGAUCGAUUAUGAGGUGAUAGAGAAACAGAUACAGCAAAACAAAAAUGAUUUGCAGAUGCUGCAGGAGUUACAGGAUAUUUUGGAGUCGCGCAAGUGUAUCUUACAGGAAAGGUUGAAGUCGAACAGUCAACGUGCAACAAGAAACUCUCUCCCUAAUGUAGAUAAAUUGGAAUGUGUCGAAAACUGGGAAGAUAGAAAAAAUGAGGAAGUUAAACCAAGCAUACCACCAAAACAAUUAUCGCCAUCGAGCACUACACUUUCACCCUCUGACAGCUUAAACAAUAACGAAAUUAAAUCAAUAGACGAAAUUCUCGAGGAUUUAGAUAAAGAAAAGGAAGCUUCAGAAUCAAAGCAGAAAGUAAAGGAGUUAAUAGAAAAAUUCGAAGUCCAAAAUGAAGAUGAUGUUAAAAUGCGUCCAAAAUCCAAACAGCUGCACUUUAUCAUCGGAACCGAUAGUUGCAGCCGACAUUCAGAGGGGCUUAAUGAACUCCUAGAAAAACUCUGUAAGGUUACCUGUGCGCCAGUGUUAAAACCUGGCGUUACCAGCAGUUUGGUAACUCCUACGCUAACAGAUGAAGAGUGGUUGAAAGUGAUGCCAAUAAGAUAUAGGCGGCUAUCAGAACCCGAUUACGACAUUCCUAGAUCUCAUCGUUCUUUGCAUUUGCCAACACCUGCAAAAACUUCAGAAACCCCGAUAAUUGCGACAAGAUUCUUUGGGCCAAUUUUAAUCCCGGAGGCUCGACCACGAGGCAUCGAUUCCAAACCUUCGACCAUGGAUCCGGAUUCGUUAGAGGUUGACAGAUCAGAUCCGGUUUCACACAAUUUCCAAAAGGAGGAUCAAGUGAUUUAUGCGCAGCCCAAAUCGCUGUCUGUUGGAGUUGAGGACUGCGCCGAAAAUAUGCCAAGCGACCCAGACUGUGAUAAGAAUGCCAAUGAGAAUUUAGAGGGUGCAGUUGCAGUAAAGGAAGAAAUGUUUGUAGAUUCCUUAGAACCUCUUGUUGAAAUUUCUACUAUUUUUUGAAUCUUUCUAGUAUGAUCCAUUGAACCAAAGAAAUUUGUACUUUGAUAGCUAAAA